AAUAAGGUUUAUUAAGUUGAUUUUGCUUUACGCUUGCACUUCCUUUGAUUUGGGUAUUUUACUUUUGUUUUUUUUUUUCCUUUCAACUUCUCAAACAGGGAAUCCAUUUCUCGCUCCCUGCAAUUUUCAUAGUUCGAGUAGCUUCAAGCUUCAGCGCAUGGCCGACUCUUACUGGAGGUACAGUGAUCCGCGCCAGCCGCCUUCUUCCGCCAUCCCCGGCAAGCGCUCUCGCCCCGACUACGAUGGGCUGAGCAGUCAUGAUCUCCCUAACUAUUUUCCCCGUGAAGAUGAUAGAGGAACAAUUCGUGUUAGAGAUACUGAGUCUAUUAAUGCUUCAUAUGAUCGUUAUUUGCGCAGCACGCAAGUUGCCUCUUAUGGCGGGGGACAGCCCACUAGACUUAUGAGUGGUGGAAUACCCAACCGCACAGUUGACGAUCCACGUCUUAUGGGUGUUGGGGGCGUUGACCCUGGGGCAACUAUAAAAGAUAGGAGUCUUGGAUAUGGAGGUGGAAGACCUGAGGUUCCUCUUCCUCCUGAUGCUUCUAGUACUCUAUUUGUAGAGGGUUUACCAGCCAACUGCACACGGCGUGAAGUAGCUCAUAUAUUUCGUCCGUUUGUAGGCUACAAAGAAGUGAGACUUGUAAGCAAGGAAUCAAGACAUCCCGGAGGAGACCCACUUGUCCUUUGUUUUGUUGAUUUUGUGAGUCCAGCCCAUGCAGCUACUGCUAUGGAUGCCUUACAAGGUUAUAAAUUUGAUGAGCAUGACCGCGAUUCGGUCAAUUUAAGAUUGCAAUUUGCUCGCUAUCCUGGUGCGAGGUCAGGUGGCGGGCAUCGAGGAAAGCGUUGAACUUGAACUUACGCGAUUUUGCAGGAAUUGCUGGGUUUGGAAUUGUUGUGAUAGUGAGGCGAAAACGACACUUGCGGUCUCGUGAUUGUGUUAGUUAGGAAUCGUCAAUAUUCGUGUGUUUGAUAUUUAAAGUGGCCUUAUUCUAGAGAUUGUGUCAGUCACAGAUGCGAACUAUAAUAUCUAUUAAUUUCAGACUGCCUGCAUAUUUAUCUUUAUAACAAGUUUCUUGCUCUCUUCA
Messenger RNA from Humulus lupulus (European hop), 1085 nucleotides. RefSeq names its product RNA-binding protein 1-like. The transcript is spliced from 7 exons. The record is from RefSeq and is a predicted model, not a curated record. The coding region runs from base 158 to 847 and encodes 229 amino acids. Gene Ontology annotation, molecular function: mRNA binding. Lineage: Eukaryota; Viridiplantae; Streptophyta; Magnoliopsida; Rosales; Cannabaceae.